GCGCUCCCUGGCCGCGGCUGAAGGGCACAGGAAAAAAACAGGAAUAGGGCGAAAAUACGAAGCUUUAAUCGAGUAUGUCUGGAGCCCAGGGAGUCUUGACCCCCUCCUGCACCUAUUUCAAGGCUCAAACUCGGGAAUUAAUGAGUGUAAAAUGUGAUAUUUCGGCGCUUUCUCUCCAUUACCUUAUAUGGCAGGGCAGAGAUAUAUCGUGCCUGUAUUCAAUAGGCUGGCCGCUGCCGCUCUGCUUGGAGGCUUCGUUUUAACCCUUGUGCUGCUGAAUUAUUUUUGGAGCGCGGGCAACCGUCGGUGUUUUGGCUUCUUUAACUGUUUCUUUGCGCUAUUAAUGCGGUACUUUCAAACGAAUUGCACCGUUUUGAUGACAGUCGUGUGCACAAAUCACAAUUCACGCACAUAAACAGGUAUUUUCACGCACGGACGCGCGGUUUUUCUCUCAUGUUUCUAAUUAAGUCCCCAUAAAUUAGGCCAGUUAAUGCGGGUGACAUUUACAGCACAGAGAACAUACUCACUGGCGACGUGGUAUAUGUUGCUGGAUUUAAAUUGUCACGUUGCUUGAUAGACGUGCUCCUAAUAGUACAACCACUCACAGGCUGUUAUAAUGAUUUUAGAGGGCAGCAAGCUGACAGCUCUGGCAGCGAUUGCUACCAUUAUAAAGUUGCCACAGGUAGACUGAGGGGUGCACAGUAACCCUCUGCUAUGUGGCAGUUGAGCCCAGAGGACAUGGCACUUGUUUGACGAUCACAGAGUGUGUGACCUAUAUUUGCACGGCGCUGUUAGCAGAUCGAACUGUGAGCCUCCGUCUGCUCAUCUACAACUGUGCUGCUUUUAGGGCAUCGGAAAUAAAAAAGGGAACUUGUUUUUCAUCAGUGUGUCAGCCUCAGUUACAGUGAUAAAGAGAAGCUUUGGUGGUGCAGGACUGUCACUUUUAACGCCCUUUGUUAAGCCUGCUGUGAUACUUCUUCUGAUAAAACUGUUGUGACCGCUGUGGAGGCAGCUUUUGAAGAAAGGUGCAACGCUGACAAAACUGGGAAUUUCAGCUCCCUAAGAUAUCCCUCCUGCAGUCCAGCACUCACGGGAUAAACCCCAACCUCUGUGCAAGGUCUCCACCUCCCCCCCUCCCCUCUUUGACGUCAUGCACCGAGCUGGAGCUAUUGCACGGAAAGAGCUGCUCGCAGCCGCACUACUGUGAAUAUCUCUAUGCUCAUUGCCAGGACUGUCGAGUGUGCAAAGGAGGGAGAGAGAGAGAGAGACAGAGAGAGAGGGAGAGAGACAGAGAGAGCGAGGAGGAGAGGUGGAGGGAAUACAGUUGGGUUUGGAUACAACUGGAAAACUACCAAGCGCGCACAGCACGCACCGAGCGGAAGGCACAUCGACGGUGCGUAGCCAACAUUUCACCUACUCCCCGUCCGCUGCGAUCGGAUCCAGGCGAGAAUGGAGCUCCCUGCCGCCGGAGAGCACGUCUUUGCGGUGGAGGGCAUCGAAAAGAAGCGCAUCCGCAAGGGCAAAAUAGAGUACCUGGUCAAGUGGCGAGGCUGGUCUCCCAAAUACAACACAUGGGAACCAGAGGAAAACAUCCUUGACCCGCGCCUCCUCGUCGCGUUUCAACACAGAGAGAGACAGGAGCAGCUGAUGGGAUAUCGCAAACGUGGACCAAAACCAAAACAUCUUUUACUGCAGGUUCCCUCAUUUGCCCGGAGAUCCAGUAUCCCAGCAGGUUUUGAGGAGACAUGUCAGGAUGCAGAAGGUGGCCUCAAGUCGGAUCCUGUCCAAGUCCAGCGCUCCCAGCCUCAGCAGUAUCAGCUGAACAGCAAGAAGCACCAUCAGUACCAGCCCAGCAGCCAGGAGGUUCCUGCUGACCAGCUAACCAACGGCAAAAAGAAGUUCAUCUACCAGCUAAACAGCAAGAAGCACCACCACUACGAGCCUGACCCGAAUAUGUUUGACACACAGGCCUCCAGGCUCAAAGAGGUGGUCAAAGUUCAGGAAUCAGCCUGUAAACCAGCAAAUCCUGGCUGGAACUUACCACUGGCACUGCAGCAGAAAUGGGUUCGUGACAAAGACACAGGAUGCUUGAGCAAAGUCAAAGAGUUGGCAGUGGAGGUGAGGAAACCAGCUGUUAAAGAGGCUGAGAGCGAACAUGCCCUUAAACCCAAUCCUAAAGACGCAACACUGCCUAGCGCUAUUAGCAGCAAAAUGAAGAUAAUCAAGAACAAAAACAAGAACGGACGCAUUGUCAUUGUCAUGAGCAAAUAUAUGGAUAGUAACAAGGUUCAUGGAGCGAAGGGUAAACACGGGGAAUCAUCAAGUGAAGACAAACCGCAAAACACCAAACCAUCAGAGAACAAUCCAGCACACAGAACCAAAAUGGCGGAGCACCCGGAGAAUGGUAUCCCCAAAGAGAUCUGUAACGGCAGCUCGCUUCCUGCCGCAGAACAUCCUAUAAAGUGUUCCCCAAAGGACAGACAUUUCUCCAAACCAUCGCCAAGCACAGCAGAGGAAUACAACACUGAGGUAGCUCGGGGUCAGGCUGAUUUGCCGGAUGAUCUCCCGCUACAGCUGACUGCUAGCUCACCCCUGAUGUCCUGGGCUGUUGACACCAACAUCCCAACCCCUACAGCCGUCGACCAGAUCAGGAUCCCUUCCUUUCCCAACGACCGCAAGCGCAAGCUCUCAGAUCCAGUGGAGGAUAGGAGUGUUUCUAAAACCUACCUGACCUCCAGAAGCUUCAGUGUGCCCAGCACAGUCGUCACGCCACCUCAGGACAAACCCAUGGACCUCCAGUGUAGUGGCCGGCGCGCCAGCAGUGCAUGCACCUAUGAGGUUAUGGACCCCGGUAGCCAAGAAGAGCCGAUGGAUCUGAGCUGCCCAAAGACUAAGAGGCAAGUGGAGCCAGAAAUACAGCCAGAGCCAGAGCCAGCACCAGAGCCUGAGCCUGCUGUCAGAGAUACUCCUCCCAUUACAGAGGACACACAGAAAUCAACAGAGAAAUCUAAAGAAGCACCUGUUAAAAAAAUCUCCCCUUUUAUGGGAAAUAUCAUCAUCACUGAUAUCACAACAAACAGUCUCACCGUCACCUUCAAGGAAUAUGUUUCUUUCUAAGGAACUCUUUGUAAAAAAAAUGGGACUACCAGUGACCAAUUGGAUGAUCCUGUCAAUAUGUGCAUAUGUAAAAAUAUCAGAAUUUUGUAUAUACGGAAAUUUAUAAUUUAUCAUUCAAAUUCAAUAUGUUUCUUAUAAUGUUUUAUACUGUAACUCCUCUGUGACGUUGUAGCCAAGAAAGUGCCCUCGAGGAUUUGAGUGAAUGCAUUCAUGUGGAUGUAUUCCACACACACACAAAAAAAAAAAAAAUCAGUUUAUUUGUCAUAUGGAGCUUAAUGGGAUACUUUUUGCUGUUGUUUCAUACCUGUACCAAACUUAUAACCUGAGAUGUAUGAAGGUUUAUACGUAUUUUGUAUGAAUAAUAUCUCUUAUUUUGGUCCUGAUAGAAGGUAGAGAGAAACUUGUUGACUCUAUGGUGAUCUAAGAUCAAAUUGAAAGCACUUACAUUUUUAUAUGUUAAUUUGUGUCAUGUACCUUCGUUAAUGGAGAUGGUCUCUUUAAGUCUUAUUUCAAUUUUUUUUUUUUUUUUUUUUACUCCAGACAUGUACACUCAGUCUGACUUGGAAUAUUUUGUUACAUGCUUUGUUUAUGGAGAAAAAUAAUGAUGCAAAUUUAAAAAGCAGGUGUGUCUGAACAGAGUGUAAACACAGUAGUGACAACUGUGGGAUGCGUUAUGCUAUGUCAAAAACCUUUAAGCAACGUCUCAGCUUUUUAUGUUGUCUUUGGGGUUUUUUUUCUCACCGUUGAGAUGCAGAAAAAGUCAUCAGUGGAUCUGACAUUACAAUCCAGUCUGUUACGAUACUGCACACUUCCUCUUAAGCAAACAUUUGUGGAACAAAAUCUGACAUGUAUUUUCUCAAAGGUCAGACCCAUUAAGAAAAUGAUGUCAUUUAUCAAACAUGUGACUUCCCGUGUAGAUGACGUAUUGAUUAUUACCAUAAUAAGGUUGUGAUUUAUUACCUUGUUGACCUCACAUAUUGCUGGACUUACUUUAAAAUAUCUGCUAGUCUUGUUAGGAUUCUCCUAAUGUUACACAGAUUAACGAUAUUCAUCUCAUUUUGCUAUGGAACCUCAUCAUGUGGUCUGAAGAAUACACAUGACUGCUAUGUUUUAGAAGAAGCUGCCAGAGUCAUUGACGAGUAUGUUAUAGUUACAGAUUCAAUGUGAGUUGCUGUUACAUGCAAUCCAGUGAGUGCAAGCUGUUUUGAUUAUGCUGCUGAAAAUUCAAAUGUCAAAGCUGUUGGCUGUAACCUACAUUUGAGUCCAAAUUGCCUUCUACGCACAGUAAAUGCAAAACCAGUAAGAAUGCUAAAGUGCAAGAAUAAUAAAAUAUGAAGAGUGCAUAUUUAUUGACAUUUAAUUUGUUUUUCAAAACCAUUACAAGAUGUUCUCUGUAUCCGAAGCUACAAGUGAUUCCAUAGAACAGGUUGUCCUCUACUUUUUGUUUUCGUCUCUUUUGCUAACUCUCUCUCUUGCACUUGGUUCGAAGUCAAAAUGAUUGUUAGAAAGUAUGUUCUACCAGGAGCUGGUUGACUUAUUUCUGUUGGCACAGCGUAUUGGAUGGUAUGUUUCACAAUAAAGAAAGAGAUUUGACCUCUGA
This is a messenger RNA of Seriola aureovittata, 4717 nucleotides long. It is a transcript of the gene cbx4, whose product is annotated as chromobox homolog 4 (Pc class homolog, Drosophila). Bases 1450 to 3117 code for a protein of 555 amino acids. The record is from RefSeq and is a predicted model, not a curated record. Gene Ontology annotation, biological process: negative regulation of DNA-templated transcription. The transcript has 6 exons. NCBI's taxonomy places the organism in Eukaryota, Metazoa, Chordata, Actinopteri, Carangiformes, Carangidae.